AGUCACAAUGGCACAGCCGUUAGUGAGUUCCUGCUGCCGGUGCUACUCGCUCCGGAGUGGAUCCAUUGCGACCGGCAUCCUCGGCAUUCUACUCUCGAUCAUCUCCAUCAUACUGAUCUUCACCGUUCGGAUCGACUUUAAAACCAUCCUGAUGGACUGGUUGCCGCAAAAUGUGGUGAAAAUCAUCUAUGCCCUCAACCUGGUUAUGACAAUCUUGAUCUCGCUGCUGAUGAUUAUGGGUGUGAUGAAGAAAAAUCACUUCUUCAUGAUGCCAUGGGUUGUGCUCGGAUUGAUGCUUGCGAUUGGAUUGUUGAUCAGUGUGAUUUACAACGCGGUUGUUUACUUCAUCGAUGGUUACGUGCUGGGAGGAACACUUUGGAUAGUAGUUGGACUGAUCUCUGUUGUUAUAUACGUAUACCUCUGGAUCGUAGUCUACAGUUACUUUGUAUCUCUGAAGAAUGAAAACGAUCGGGGACGAUACUCGAAGCAGCCAUAUCGUCGAUAGAUCGAUACUUCUUCGC
Messenger RNA from Anopheles maculipalpis, 521 nucleotides. RefSeq lists its product as uncharacterized. The record is from RefSeq and is a predicted model, not a curated record. Lineage: Eukaryota; Metazoa; Arthropoda; Insecta; Diptera; Culicidae. The transcript is spliced from 3 exons. Bases 8 to 505 code for a protein of 165 amino acids.